UUCAAAAUGGCGGCCCGACUGAAGUUUCUCGGUCGGGUUUGUGGGAUAGGUUUAGGAGCGUUUCUUUCCGUGAAAACCGCACAAAAGGCUACAAAAUAUCAUCAUAAUGUCAUCUUUGCCAGAGAAGAAGACAAAGAAUAUCAAUUAGUUCAUGUUCAAGUGGCUUUUCGUCACGGAGCUCGUACCCCUAUCUUUUCUCUACCAGAAAUGCAGAAUGCAUCGGUGGGGGAUGUGGUUUGGGACAAGGACAAGAUGCUUGGAGACCUACCCGAGACUCUUAUCAAAUACAGGGUGAAAGAUCUAGACGGUGGCAGACAGCCUGUUUCAGAAUACGACACAAGACAGAAAAAAGUUAUUUGGCCGGGAGGCAGUGAAGCAGGCCAGUUGACUAAAUUAGGUCAACGACAGAUGUAUGACCUGGGGAAAAAUCUACAUAGAAGAUACAUUAAGGAGGUGGAGUUGUUACAUCCACAGCUUGUUCCUCAAGAAAUAUAUGUUCGGACAUCCAAUAUGCAAAGGACAAUAGACUCAGCCCGCUGUGUAAUAGCUGGUCUCUAUGGACAACAAAAUGUUAAAGGCGUUGUUACCAUGGUGACCUGUCCUGAAAAAGACGAGAGCAUAUAUCCCAAUUCCCAUUACUGUAUGGCAAUCAAGAAAUGGGCUCACAGUGCCCUAAGUACAGCAUUUCUCAUGUCCAAUAUAGAUGGAUAUAAGAAGGAUUAUGAAGAGUUUAAAGAAGCUGCAGGAAUCAAAGACAAGCAUGUGUUUGUGUUUUUCAGAGAUUUUAUUGCAGCGCAAGAGGCACAUGGCAUGCCAGUUUCUCCCAUCUUCAUAAAGUACAGAGAAAUGAUAGAAAGGAAUGCAACACAUGAACUUGUAUCCGUUCAAUGUGGAUAUCCUCAUGGGAGACAUGAAAUACUUCGUCUUGGUGUUGGCCAAGCCCUGGAAAACAUUCUUGAGAGAAUGAAAGACAAAAUCACUAAAAAAAGUCCAUCAUAUCACAGACUGUGUCUAUACUCCGUACAUGAUACAACUAUCAUCUGCAUGCUUGUUUGUUUGGGAUUGUACAACAAUGAGUGGCCUGACUUUAGUGCAGAUCUGGCAUUUGAGCUUUACAAAAAAAAGGAUGGACAAUAUUUUGUAAAAAUUUUACUACAGGGAAAGGAACAAAUACUUCCAGGAGCGACAAGUGCUAUGUAUCCCUUUGAAAAAUUCCGAAAGCUGAUCACUUCAUACUCAGUAGAAGACUGGCAUCAGGAAUGUAACCAACAGCACCAUUAACAAUACCACACUCAAAUGCUUGGUUUCACUCGCAUGACGUCAUUUCCUGUCUCAUAAGGCCUAGGCCUUUUCUGAGUUCGAUAAAGCAGGAUGCAUUGUGGUCAUUCGGUACAAGCAACACCUUAUAAGGCAUGAUGUUUGUACCCAAGCUAGACCACAAUGCACCGUGUUCGCUAUCUCAUAAAAGGUCUAUGUUCAUCAGCUGAAUCACAAGUUUUCAAUUAGCAAUUCCGUAGUUGAGGAAACAAUCGCUGGAGAUAUUUCCUAGAUGGCAUUUAUUUUAUCACCUAAAACAGUCCCAUAAUGCACUGCAAAAUGCCAACUCGACCCAGUUUUUUUCUCAAACUCGAAAUGGCUAAUAGAAUAGACCUCUUAACCUUGGUCAUUAAUGUUUCCUAUUUCAGACCACUUGUCAUUCCCUAUAGUCUUUUUGUUUGUUUGUUUAACAGUUGUGCAUGAGAAAACCCAUGAAAAUGGAUACAACUCAAACAAAUAAUCUUACUGUCAAGGGAAUGACUCGUGGUCUGAAAUUGGAAAACAUUACGCCCAAGAUGAAGAAGUUUAUCCUUUCUGGCGGACAGAAAAAGGCGAUCAUGAUGGAAUUUAAAGUCUUAUAUGAACUGAUUCUAAUUUAGCUAUCAAUACAUCUCUAAACUUUUAUACGAUGAACACUUUUAAAACUUUUUUUUCGCUAAUUUGGGUCCCAAAAUGGGGGUUGGUGGGUGAUGAGGUUGGUUAUGACAUUUGCUUUAGUGGGGCCCUUAUUUCACAAGUACAUUGUUGCCUUUAUUCUGCUGGGUUCCUUUUAACAGAGCUUUGCUUGAUUCACAAAAUAUAAUAUAUAUACAAUGGACUACUCCGACGAUAAGGCGGCCAUCUUGGAUCGUAAGGCAUCAUGGGGCGUCCAGGGGGCAAAUAAGCUUUUGUUACAGUAACGACGUCGCUUGAUAUUAAAGCUUAAGAUUUCACCACAAGAGAAAAGAACAACAAAAGGUGGAUUAAUUAGUUUAAGCUUAGUAAAGAGUGUCCUCUGUUGCUCAGGGCUAGCCAGUCGAUUUUGUGUGGAAUAAUCCAUGUGUUCCAGAGAAGGUCCGUGGGAUCCCAAAGUCUUUGAAGCUAUAGCGUUGGUAUUUGUGAAUAUUUAGACACUGAUACGAGGUUAACCCUGAGUAAAUGUAAUAAUGUAAUAACGUUAACUCGAAAAAGGUCAUUUGACUAAAGAAAUAGGGGUAAGGGAUUCUUGUUAUUUACAAUAUAUAAUUAUUAUAUGAUCACCAAAUUUGUCCCAUUUUUAUUAAUAUAAAAAAUUGUUAAUAUAAUAAUGUAAAUGGAAUUAGGCAACAGCUAAAUCCUAAUCUGUUUACUGUUUGCCAAUAUUUAAGAAUAAGGUACAUGAUUUUAAAUAAACAACUAUGGAUAAUA
Molecule: messenger RNA, 2703 nt
Organism: Actinia tenebrosa (Australian red waratah sea anemone)
Lineage: Eukaryota; Metazoa; Cnidaria; Anthozoa; Actiniaria; Actiniidae
Product: lysophosphatidic acid phosphatase type 6
Biological process (GO): dephosphorylation
Molecular function (GO): phosphatase activity
Source: RefSeq, a predicted model, not a curated record